Molecule: messenger RNA, 1446 nt
Organism: Parathielavia appendiculata
Lineage: Eukaryota; Fungi; Ascomycota; Sordariomycetes; Sordariales; Chaetomiaceae
Product: NAD(P)-binding protein
Exons: 2
Coding region: 1-1446 (481 amino acids)
Source: RefSeq, a predicted model, not a curated record
AUGCCCCUCCAAUUCCUCGCCUCGGUCUAUUUUGACGGCUUACCGCCAUGGUUCCCCGACCCGAUGCGCCUCCUACGAGCCAUGACGACGCUCACGGCCGUCGUCCUGACAAAAUGGUACGCCUCGGGCCGGGUCAACUUGUCCGAGCGCAACAUGCACGGCCGGGUGGUGCUCAUGACGGGCGGGACCUCCGGGAUCGGCGCAGCCACGGCCCUCGAGCUCGCGCGGCGCGGCGCCCAGCUGGUGCUCCUCACGCGCCAGCCGCCCUCGGACCCCUUCCUGGUCGAGUACGUCGACGAUCUGCGCGCGCGGUCCGGCAACCGCAUGAUCUACGCCGAGCAGGUCGACCUGGCGGACCUGUACAGCGUGCGGCAGUUCGCCACGCGGUGGAUCGACAACGCGCCGCCGCGGCGCCUGGACAUGGUGGUGCUGUGCGCGUCGACGCUGGUGCCGCCCGGCGGGGAGCGGGUCGAGACGGCCGAGGGGGUGGAGCUGACGUGGAUGGUGAACUUUCUUGCGAAUUUCCACUUGCUGGGGAUUCUGAGCCCCGCGAUCCGCGCCCAGCCCUUUGAUCGCGAGGUGAGAAUCAUCGUGCCGACGUGUUCGAGCUAUAUCGCGUCGCCGAAACUGGACGAGGAGGCGGUUGUGACGGGUGGGAGAGACGACCUGGAGGAUUGGGUGCCUGGCCGGGCGUAUGCGAGGAGCAAGCUCGCCAUGAUGGUGUUUGCUAAGGCCUACCAGAAGCAUCUGGAUGCGUACAAGCGACCGGAUGAGUUGCCGAUGAAUGCGAGGGUGGUUCUGGUGGACCCGGGCCUGGCGCGCACCGUCAGCAUGAGGAGAUGGCUUACAAGGGGGUCACUCUGGGGGCUGUUGCUGUACUUGGUGUUCUAUUUCUUUGCCUGGCUGUUUCUGAAGAGCCCGCACAUGGCGGCGCAGUCGGUGCUCUAUGCGGCCAUGGACGGUAGUCUGGGUAGAGGGGCCGGAGGCAGGCUGAUCAAGGAGUGCAUGGAGGUGGACUGCGCGAGGAAGGACGUGGACGACGAAGAGGUGGCCAAGAAGCUGUGGGAAUCGAGCGACAGGCUGAUUGAGCGUGUGGAAAAGGAGCAGGCCGUCAAGCGGGCCAGGGCGAAGAAAGAGCAGGAGAAAAAGGAACAGGAAGCAAAGGAGGCGGCGCAGGUCCAAGAGAUCGAGGCUCUUGUCGGGGCAAUCAAGAAGGGAAAAUCCAAGGAGGCAUCCAAGAAAAACACCAAGAAGGCGGAAUUCACAGGAAACACUCAGCCCGAGCUCUUCAACCCGUCCCAUUGCCACCCUGUCUUCUUCACAGCCAAGCUGCGCCGCCCACCAUUCAACGUCUUAUCGGGCGCGCAAUUAAGCCCGGUUGCGUAUGGCUAUGUCUAUCAGGAUGCGCCAGGGGGAAGCAAGAAGUCGGCUGGUCCGCGGUUGUGA